Messenger RNA from Humulus lupulus (European hop), 2346 nucleotides. Its product is annotated as acyl-coenzyme A oxidase 3, peroxisomal-like. Lineage: Eukaryota; Viridiplantae; Streptophyta; Magnoliopsida; Rosales; Cannabaceae. Gene Ontology annotation, cellular component: peroxisome. Gene Ontology annotation, molecular function: fatty acid binding; acyl-CoA oxidase activity; FAD binding. Bases 110 to 2131 code for a protein of 673 amino acids. The transcript is spliced from 13 exons. The record is from RefSeq and is a predicted model, not a curated record. Gene Ontology annotation, biological process: lipid homeostasis; fatty acid beta-oxidation using acyl-CoA oxidase.
GUUGGUGCCGACUUAAAAAAAGCUUCGUCUUCAUCAUCUUUCCCAUUUCUCAUUUCUGACUCUUAUCCAAUCCAAUUACAAACCUUCGAAAGCCCUAAAACGACCAUCCAUGGACCGCGCUUCAUGGAGAACCCAAGUUCUAUCGAGGCACCUCAUCCAGUCACCGUCCGAUAAUCUUCUCGGGGCCAAUCCAUGCCUCAACUACACGCCUCCGGAGCUAUCAGAACUGUCCGAUUAUUUCGAUCCCAAAGAGAUGCGAUCUCUCUUGGAUGCUCACAAUCUAGAGGACCGGGACUGGCUCUUUGGGGUGAUGAGGCAGAGCAACCUCUUCAACCCCCGGAACGCCGCCGGCCGAGUCUUCAUCUCGCCGGACUAUAACCAGUCAAUGCAGCAGCAGAGAGAGAUGACGAUGAAGCGAAUCGCUUAUCUUUCUGAUUGUGGGGCUUUUCGGGGAUGGCUCACGGAGGAUGGGAUCGACGCUGAAAUGAGGAAAUUCGCAUUUUUGGAAGUUAUUGGGAUUUAUGAUCACUCUAUGUCUGUCAAGCUCGGUGUUCAUUUCUUCUUAUGGGGUGGUGCUGUCAAGUUUUUUGGCACCAAGCGCCAUCAUGACAAGUGGCUUAGGGACACUGAGAGUUACGUUGUAAAGGGUUGCUUUGCAAUGUCUGAGUUGGGGCAUGGAAGUAAUGUUCGAGGAAUUGAAACAGUCACCACAUAUGAUAAAAAUACUGGAGAGUUUGUCAUUAGUACUCCAUGUGAAUCGGCACAGAAGUACUGGAUUGGAGGCGCUGCUAAUCAUGCAACACACACGAUAGUCUUUUCGCAGCUCAAUAUAAAUGGGAACAAUCAAGGAGUCCAUGCGUUCAUUGCCCAGAUCAGAGAUGAUGAUGGCAAUGUCUGUCCCAACAUUAGAAUUGCUGAUUGUGGUCAUAAAAUUGGUUUAAAUGGAGUUGAUAAUGGCAGAAUCUGGUUUGACAAUGUCCGGAUCCCCAGAGAAAAUUUGUUGAAUUCAGUUGCUGAUGUUUCUCCGGAUGGUCAAUAUUUGAGUGCAAUAAAAGAUCCAGAUCAGAGGUUUGCAGCAUUCUUGGCUCCUUUGACAUCUGGCCGUGUUACAAUUGCAGUCAGUGCAAUUUAUUCAUCAAAGAUUAGUUUAGCAAUUGCCAUAAGAUACUCCUUGACGAGGCGGGCAUUUUCUCUUACACCAAAUGGACCUGAAGUUCUAUUGCUUGAUUACCCUAGUCAUCAGCGCCGACUCUUGCCUCUCCUUGCAAAGACAUACGCUAUGAGUUUUGCUGCAAAUUACCUGAAAUUAAUUUAUGUGAAGAGGACACCCGAGUCAAACAAAACCAUCCAUGUUGUGUCAAGUGCAUUCAAGGCUACACUUACCUGGCAUAAUAUGCGAACUCUUCAGGAGUGUCGUGAAGCCUGUGGAGGACAAGGUCUGAAGACUGAAAAUCGCGUUGGUCACUUAAAAAGUGAAUACGAUGUGCAGUCUACUUUUGAGGGAGACAACAAUGUUCUCAUGCAGCAGGUCAGCAAGGCACUCCUUGCAGAAUAUCUAGCAGUACAGAACAGAAAAAAACCAUUUAAAGGUUUGGGAUUAGAACACAUGAACAAGGCCUGCCCUGUAAUUCCAUCUCAACUCACAAGCUCUACUCUGAGGAGUAGCCAAUUCCAGAUGGAUGUCUUCUGCUUAAGAGAACGAGAUCUACUAAAUCGUUUUGCUUUAGAGGUGUCACAACAUCUGAAACAGGGGCAAAGCAAAGAGUACUCAUUUAUUCUGAGUUAUCAGCUUGCAGAGGAUCUUGGUAGAGGUUUCUCAGAUCGCGCAAUAUUGCAUACUUUUCUGGAUGCUGAGGCUACUUUACCAGUUGGUUCCUUGAAGGAAGUCUUGGGAUUGUUAAGGUCUAUGUAUGCAUUGAUUUGCCUGGAAGAAGACGCUGCUUUCCUCCGAUAUGGAUACUUAUCAACAGAGAAUGCUGCUGCAGUCAGAAAGGAAGUGACAAAACUAUGCUGUGAACUGCGUCCACAUGCACUCAACUUGGUGAGUUCCUUCGGUAUCCCUGAUGCAUUUUUGAGCCCCAUUGCUUUUGAUUGGAUUGAUUCAAAUUCGUGGGCUUCUACUCAGCAGUAAGGCUCGGGGAGAUUAAUUCUCUUAUUUAUUUAAAGAACAGAUGUUCUAAUCAUAGCUGGUAAAUUUUAUUCUAGUUCAAUAAGAGCUAUAAUGUCUUUACUUAUAUUGUAAUAAUGUGCACCAGCAAGAAGAAGAGGGAAAAUGAAUUGAACAAACUAUUGUAUAAUUGAUGUAAUUUAUUAUCAUAUGAAUAUAAAUUCUGCAUUUUCUUUUUC